This is a messenger RNA of Coccinella septempunctata (seven-spotted ladybird), 2555 nucleotides long. RefSeq names its product glucose dehydrogenase [FAD, quinone]-like. The record is from RefSeq and is a predicted model, not a curated record. The transcript is spliced from 4 exons. Lineage: Eukaryota; Metazoa; Arthropoda; Insecta; Coleoptera; Coccinellidae. Bases 283 to 2157 code for a protein of 624 amino acids. Gene Ontology annotation, molecular function: flavin adenine dinucleotide binding; oxidoreductase activity, acting on CH-OH group of donors.
GAGAAAUAUAUCGAAUUUUAAGCUGGCGUUCUAUAAAUACACUAUACUGGAUCAACUGGUGUUAAUUGACAAGAAAAAACAGGAGAUUGUUCAAUAUGAGUGAACGAAUUGUAUUUGGCAGUUGUUUUUAAGUUUCACAAUCAAUUUCCCCCCAUUGAAAACAAAUUGGUCAACUACAUAUCGCAAGAGAUAACCUGCUUUCCGAGACUCAAGGCAAAUAUGAAAAAAAUUUAUAAAGUAGGUAUUCAGUAAGAAGUCAUCAAUGUGAUAAGACUAUAUGAAAUGAGGCACAUAGUAUUUGUGAUUUUGUUAGUGUUUUUUGGUAGUGUGGAAAAUGAGAAGAACAGCGAGCUAGAACUCAAAAUCGAUUAUUAUGAGGCUCUUAUCAAAAAAGCUGUGAAAGAUGCAGCGAACUAUAAGCCGAGGAUUGAUAACAGCGAUUUUUUAUCUGAUGUAGAUCGCACCAAAGUUCACGAUUACGGCCAAUUUGACUUCAUAAUUGUCGGUGCUGGUACUACUGGUUGUGUUGUAGCUAAUCGUCUGUCAGAAAAUCCCGACUGGAAGAUUUUGGCUUUAGAAGCCGGUGGCAGUGAGGAUGAUUUAUCCGAAAUUCCAGGAAUACACACUUUAUCCUCAAACAUUCGGAAGAACUGGGGAUAUGUUUCUAUUAAACAAGAGAAGGGAUGUCUCGGCAUGAUAGAUCAACGAUGCCUUGUUACAAGAGGGCUAUCAGAAGGAGGUAGCAGUGCCACUGGGGCUCUGAUAUACAGCAGGGGAGUAGAACAAGAUUACGACAACUGGGCAAGCAAAGGAAACCCAGGAUGGUCUUUCGAGAAAAUUUUACCAUACUUCAAGAAAGUUGAGAAUUACCGAAUCACUAAAAAUAGAAUUAACCAUGGAUCCUCAGGUCCUAUCAACAUCGAAUACUCAGAACCCAAAUCACUUUUUCAUCAAGCAAUUGUGGAUGGAAUGAAAGAAUUGUCUAAUGAAGAUAAAAGCGCUGAAAACAAAACAAACAAUAGUUUACGAAGAAUAGAAUAUAAUAUCUGGCAAGGACGCAGAGUUAGCAGUGCUAACUCGUAUUUGAAAGAAGCCAAAACUCGAACAAAUACGAAUGUAACGAACAAAGCAUUCGUGACAAAAAUCCUUAUAUCCAGCGACAAAAGAGCGUAUGGAGUUGAAUUCGUAAAAAACAGAGAAUUAUAUAGAGCUACUGCAACCAAGGAGGUCAUUUUAUCUGGUGGAGCCAUCAACACUCCGCAGCUGUUGAUGUUGUCCGGCAUUGGCCCAAAACAGAUUCUCAAGAAACACAAGAUCGAAAUCGUUCAUGAUCUUCCUGUUGGACAAACCCUGAAAGAUCAUUUCGGAUAUUUGAGCAUCUACAUUCGAACCAACUCAACGCAAAACACACCACCACUGAGAGAACUCUUGAGACAAUACCUCAAUGGAUAUGGAUAUUUGACCAAAUCCUUGAACUCUGAGUUCCUAGGGUAUUUCUCAAGAAAUACUUCAUCGAUGAACAGACCCAGUAUUGAGUAUAUAUUCGCUCCUCCAACGGGUACCAGAAUUGGUUUGUAUGCAACCAAGAGGUUCACCAAUGAAAUGACUGCGUCUGUCUCCAGGCAAGUGAAUAUAUCCACUGAUAUAUCUGUGUCGGUCACUCUUUUGCAUCCAAAAUCCAAGGGAGAGAUUCGACUAAAAUCCGCGAAUCCCAUAGAUUUUCCUGAGAUAGAUAUAGGUAUGUUCCAGAAUAAAGAAGACAUCGAAGAGAUUUACGAGGGUAUACGAAAUAUACUUAGGCUUUUAGAAACAGAAUCGUUCAGAAAGUUGAACGCAUCAAUCUAUUCGAUUCCCAAGCCUUGUGAAGCAUACGAGUUCAAUUCAAGAUCUUUCUGGUAUUGCAGUAUAAAGCACAUCGCUUUUGCGGCCCAUCAGCUAACUUCUAGUACAAAAAUGGGACCUGCAAGUGAUGCUGAAGCUGUAGUUGAUGACAGUUUGAGAGUUCGUGGAGUGCGGAACUUGAGGAUAGCAGACUGCGGCGUGAUUCCUGUUACUUUGUCGGGACAGUUGAAUGCUGUUGCAUAUGUGAUCGGUGAAAAAGCAGCAGAUUUGAUAAAGCAGCAAUAUUCAAGCAACUAUGUGAAGGAAGAACUUUGAACAAUUAUAUUGUUCCUCAAGCAAACUCAUAAAAAUAUCGAAAGAAUCAUAUGAAGAAAUUUCCAUUCUCCUAGAUGAUCAAUCUAGCUAAGAUAUUUGAUAUAGAUUCUCCCACGGAUCAAAGCUGGGAAUACUUAAAUUGUAUACUUAACAAUAAGUAUUUUUUCUAAUUUCUCCAAUAAAAUUGGAGUAAUGGUGCUUAACUUUUCGAAGCAAACAGUGGGCAUUUCAAUGUGUUAUUUUAUAUCAUAGGAUUAUAGAUACAGGGUGUCCUUGAACAAUAUUUUUUCAGUUUGAUUUAUUUUUAUAGUGAUAUUAAUAGUAAUGUGCAUGUAUUGAUUCCAAACAAAUGCUUGCAACAAUGGAACAAGUCAAAGAAAAAAAUAAAAUCAGAUCUC